GCAGGGCUGGGCACGGCCGCGGACGCCGGGCGCCCCGUUCCCCGCCACGCUGCAGGCGCCGGGCCCGGGCCAUCAGGGAAGCUGUGACCCGAGCGCUGUCCGGGAGGCGAGCUGGGGGUGCGCCCGGACCCCCGCCCCCGGGAUCAUGGGGAAUGGCAUGACCAAGAUGCCAAAGACCCGGAUCAGCUGGGCCGGAAUAAGAUCACACACAUCAUCUCUAUCCAUGAGUCAUCCCAGCCUCUGCUGCAGGAUAUCACCUACCUUCGCAUCCCGGUGGCCGAUACCCCUGAGGUACCCAUAUGCUCUCAUCGCAGACCUCAGAGUGGGACCCCUGUGCCUCCUUCCACUGAUUUCCUUGAAAAGCCAAAAUAAGCCCACUGUGAAAAUAGGAUCCACAGGACCACUGGAGAGCAAAAAGCACUUCAAAGAAUGUAUCAACUUCAUCCAUUGUUGCCGCCUCAAUGGGGGGAACUGCCUUGUGCACUGCUUUGCAGGUAUCUCCCGCAGCACCACCAUUGUGACAGCAUAUGUGAUGACUGUGACGGGCCUAGGCUGGCUGGACGUGCUUGAAGCCAUCAAAGCCACCCGGCCCAUCGCCAAUCCCAACCCAGGUUUUAGGCAGCAGCUUGAAGAGUUUGGCUGGGGCAGUUCCCGGAAGCUUCGCCUGCAGCUGAAGGAGCGCUUCGGGGACAGCCCUUUCCGCGACGAGGAGGAGGUGCGCGCGCUGCUGCCGCUAUGCAAGCGCCGCCGCCAGGGCUCUGCGACCUCGGCCGCCUCCGCCCCGCCGCACUCGAGCGCCUCCGAGGGAGCCUUGCAGCGCCUGGUGCCGCGCACGCCGCGCGAAGCCCACCGGCCGCUGCCGCUGCUGGCGCGCGUCAAGCAGACUUUCUCUUGCCUCCCGCGGUGCCUGUCCCGCAAGGGCGGCAAGUGAGGAUCCCGCCCCGCCGUGACUCCCCUCUUCCUCCCGACUGGUCCCCUUCGGGAAUUGUUUGCGUCUCCCGCGGCCUCCAGGACGGGCCCAGAGGCUGCGGGAGCCCGCGGCGGCCUGGUCCCCGCCCGCGAUGCCCGCCUUUGCUUGUCUGCGUCUGCAGUGAGUGUGUCCUCCAUCUGCGCGUCUCUGUGUCCGGCCGGCCUGCUGCAGCCACCU
This is a messenger RNA of Cynocephalus volans (Philippine flying lemur), 1147 nucleotides long. RefSeq names its product dual specificity protein phosphatase 15. NCBI's taxonomy places the organism in Eukaryota, Metazoa, Chordata, Mammalia, Dermoptera, Cynocephalidae. The transcript is spliced from 7 exons. The coding region runs from base 146 to 931 and encodes 261 amino acids. Gene Ontology annotation, molecular function: protein tyrosine/serine/threonine phosphatase activity; protein tyrosine phosphatase activity. The record is from RefSeq and is a predicted model, not a curated record. Gene Ontology annotation, biological process: signal transduction; protein dephosphorylation. Gene Ontology annotation, cellular component: cytosol.